Molecule: messenger RNA, 402 nt
Organism: Eurypyga helias (sunbittern)
Lineage: Eukaryota; Metazoa; Chordata; Aves; Eurypygiformes; Eurypygidae
Product: alpha-ketoglutarate-dependent dioxygenase alkB homolog 3-like
Exons: 3
Biological process (GO): DNA repair; DNA alkylation repair
Cellular component (GO): nucleus
Molecular function (GO): dioxygenase activity
Source: RefSeq, a predicted model, not a curated record
UGGCAUCCUCUUCUGACCACGCUGAAGGAGCGCGUUGAGGAGUUCACUGGCUACACCUUCAACUCUCUUCUCUGCAACCUCUACCGAAAUGAGAAGGAUGGCGUCGACUGGCACAGUGACGACGAACCAUCGCUGGGAAAGAACCCUGUCAUCGCCUCGCUCAGCUUUGGUGCUACCCGCACCUUUGAGAUGAGGAAGAAACCGUCCCCUGAAGAGAAUGGAGACUAUACUUACGUUGAAAGACUAAGAAUCCCACUUGAUCACGGGACUCUGCUGAUGAUGGAAGGAGCUACCCAGGAGGAUUGGCAGCAUCGAGUCCCUAAGGAAUAUCAUUCUAGAGAUGCACGAAUAAACUUGACCUUUAGGGUCAUUUUUCCAGAACCUGAUGGAGUUUGGAAGUGA